GACAGUCUGCCUCUCAAUAAUCCUCAGCUUUACUGCACUAUUUAUCUACCAGUGUUUUAUCGUUUAGCAUUGUCUAAGGAUCAGAUUAAAGCAAUGCCAUGGUGUUCGUUUCCGCUGACACAUGCGUUUAACUGUAACCCUGGUUUUAUCAUGAAUAUACCUUGUCUACGGGGAAAAGCGUGAAGUAACGACUUGGAUCUCUGUUCUCUACUGUCUCAGCACGCGCAACUCUUAGCCACCUGAUAAGUAGUAACUCUGAUAAAUUGGACAUGCAAAAUGGGGUGUGAAUCAGAAGCAAAGGAAACAUCAUGUCUGUCUGAAUCGAUCUAUAGGUGCGCCUGUAGCUUAUUCUCGAUCCAGUGCCCUGUGAUGAUGUCACUCGUGCGACGGUAUGUUAAUCGGCCAUUCGAGUUGUGUGAAACUGAAGCUAGAUCCCCAAUUGUAAUAGAUCAUCCUCUGAUCUAGCUACAAACAGUCGUCGCAGCCAUUUGGAACAGAUAGGCGACUUAUUGCGUAGUGCGUUGCAAAUCUGCAGCGUUAGCGUAGGUAGGCUCAACUAUUCAGUUAGUAAAACCUUGAGUCGCCACUCGCCUGUCUGUGCCCUUUCCCCUGUUGUGUUAUCAACCUGCCGAUGGCUAGUCGCUUUCAUGUGUCAACGAGCAAGGGCGAACUAGUGUCUGUGAGUUAUAGUUACUGUUGCCUUUGAGUCAACGGUGGCCUUCGUGACGACAGAGCGGCACGGCGAGUAGCAUAAGCGGCCAAGUUAAUGCUCUUGCGGCAACCAACUUCAGAAAUGAAACAGUAACUGCAACAAUUGAUGUUGUUGCCGUCGCCGUUCCGACUAACGUUGCUGUCAUUGUCGCCACUGCUGCUGUUGCGGCAGUGCCACAACAGCGCCGUCUAGCGGCGUCGAGUGAAGCUCGUCGUGCGAGAAUUCCGUUCAGAGCAGCCCGUAAAGUUGACAGCGUCGCAUCGGUAUCGUAUGGGGUGCCUAGAAUAGAUCAGUGCAGCCAACGGUCUUCAGCGUUGUGGAUCUAGGAGAAGAUGACGAACUGGUGGUGCGCUCCCACGACAAAAACGACUGCCGUCAUCACCAGCACAGCUUAGAUCUAUCCUCCGAGAUUUUCAAGAAUGCUAACCAACCCCACAGUGGUGUCUUUGUGCGCUGUGUGUAAUAUGGAACGAAGCCGAAUACUUUUGAACGAAGACAAUCCGCGUAACUGUUGUAGCCAGUAGUAAUAGAAGUAAUAGUGAAACGUGUCGAAGUGCUUCAGGGCCGGGCCUCACGCGCCACAUCGUCUGUAUAUAUAUAUAUAUAUAUAUAUAUAUAUAUAGUAUAAAAUACCAAGCCAACAAAAUCGAACAAAUACAAUGGAAGAAAGCGCUCGCUGUGGCUGAAAAGCAAAUUUUAUAUCCAGCUAGAUUAUGCAUCAACUGUCGCUGGAAUAAAAGCGAGGAAACCAGAAUACAUUGUUUCGAAUUAUAUAUACACAUAUGUGUGUGUGUGUGUGUGUACGUAUAUGUGGAUAGCGCCAUUUUCGAAUACGAAGCGUCGACCUCAUCGUCUUUAUCUCUGAGGAUACCUACAAUUUGUCGUUGUGGAACGCUAUAAUCGAUAGUGGCAGGCGAACAGAAGUCCCGAGCGGAUAAACUAUGCAAACAAAGCAGCUGAUGCAGUAGAAAGGAGAUGACACUCAACGACGUCGAUAUCUCGAUCAGGUCGGAUUCAAGCUCUCCGGACGGAGGGAGCAUGAACAGUUCGGUGUCAGUGGAUAGUAGCCCGUGCCACAGGAAGUUCAACGGCGAUGUCUCUAAGGACGAAAUCGCCUUGCUGCAUAAGCUAGAGGAGCAGAAUCGGUUGUUGGAGAAGGAUUCCAAAUCGCUUUCAUCGUUAACUUCAACGGGCCAUUCGCGACGGUCCUCUGACACGUCGCAGAUCUCGGUCAAUAUGAAUACGAAUGGGACGACAUCACUAAGCGGAUCCUCCGGAGCCAAUUCGAUAGACGACAGCGAGGAUGAUAUCCUUCAACAGUGGGGCAAAACCGUCCAGGAUUACGAGAACCUUAAAAAGAAAAAGCCAGACGUCCUUAAGGAUGCUGUCCGUAAAGGAAUCCCUCCACAGUUUCGUGCUGUGGCCUGGCAACUAUUAAGCAAUGCGACGACGUGUAGCGCACGCGACCUCUAUGAAGGCUAUCUGGCUGGCACCUCUCCGUGUGAGAAGGUCAUUCGACGAGAUAUAGCACGCACGUACCCAGAGCAGGAUUUCUUCCGGGAGAAAAACGGACCGGGUCAGGAGGCAUUGUUCAACGUGAUGAAGGCUUACUCGCUACACGAUCGCGAGGUUGGCUAUUGUCAGGGUAGCGCGUUCAUUGUCGGCCUUCUGUUGCUGCACAUGCCCGAACUAGAAACUUUCACUGUGUUAGUGCGCAUGAUGAGCGAUUACCGACUGAGAGAGGUGUAUAAACCUUCGAUGGCUGAGCUGGGUCUUUACAUGUUCCAGUUGGAGCUGCUCGUGCAGGAGCUUCUUCCCGAGCUGCAUGCGCACUUUCAAUCACAGUCGUUUCAUACAUCGAUGUACGCUUCGUCAUGGUUCCUAACACUGUUUACCUCGGUGCUGCCAUUUCCGGUUGCGACCCGCUGUAUGGACCUUUUUCUCAGCGAGGGCAUUGAGAUGGUGUUCCGGCUUGGCAUAGCUAUCUUGCAGAUAUGCAAGGAGGAUAUACUCCUUCUCGACAUGGAGGAAAUGAUCAAGUAUUUCCAGAAAGAGAUGCCGUCCAAGGUGUCCACUGAUGUUGACUAUCUUGUCUCAUUAGCUGUUCAAGUUAAGUACAAUAGUAAGCGAAUGAAGAAACUCGAAAAGGAAUACCAAGCAAUUAAAGCGCGCGAAACCGAAGAGCAGAUUGAGCUACGGCGUCUACGCACGGAAAACCGUAUCUUGAGACAGCGUGUCGAAAAUUUAGAGCAGGAGAGUUCUUCUUUGGCUGAUCGGCUUAUACAAGGUCAAGUGGUUCGAGCGCAGGAGGCCGAAGAAAACUACAUUAUCAAACGCGAGCUUGCCGCUGUCCGGCAACAGGAACUGCACUUGUCAAUGGAACUCGAGAACCAAAAAGAAAAAGUGCAGGAACUUAUUCAGUCGCAGUCCAACCCAAGUUCACUCACGAAUGGUUCGACGUCCGACGACGUACUUAAGGCUCUCCAGGACGAGCUGGUAGCAGUGAAGCUUCGCGAGGCUGAAAAUCUUGAAACCAUGAAGCAAUUGCAGAACCAGAUAGAGGAGUUGGAAGCCGAAAAUAAGCGGUUGCACGAACAACCUACCCCCGAAAACUCUGUAGCCGCUCUUCAGGAAGAAUUAAUUGCUGUAAAACUACGGGAGGCUGAGGCUCAUCUCGGUCUUAAAGAGCUCAAGCAGAACAUUGCCGAUUUACAGCUAGUUUGGCAAAAACACAUCGAGCAGACAGGAGCUCAAAUUACGGAUCUGCCUGAGGCAACGAAAUUAGAACAACAGAUACUUUCUUUGCGUUUGCGUGAAGCCGAAGUUCAGGCUGAAGUGCAAGAACUGCGGGCUAAAGUAAUGGAGCUGGAGGCUCAAAAUCAGGUGAGCGUUAAUCAGGUGCGAAGGCAAGCAGAAGACCUGAGAAAUUUGCAACAAGAAAAGGAUAAAUUAAUUACCCGAGAACGUGAGCUUGAGUUACAAUUACGUGAAGCCACUAGGAAGUACACAGAUCUCGAGGGGAAGCUCAAAGAAGAACGAAUGAACUCGAAAAUCAAGGAAUGCGAGCAAGAUCAGCUCAUAGCCGAACUCAAGCAACGUAUUUCUAACCUCGAGAUUAAGAAUCAAGAACUGGUAACUGUUGGAGAACUGAGCAAGGGUAACUCCGAUUCCGAUGAAGUAAAAGAUCUUCAAGAUAAAUUGUCAGACACUAAAGCCGAGGUGCUCCGUCUGAAGAUAAUCAAUAAGCAGCUGAACUCCGCUCUGAGCAUGCCUAAGACAACAUCAAAGAGUUCGCAGUCCGGAAGUUCGACGCCAUGUGAUUUUAACCUCGGAUCAAAUACCGUCUCAGAGGAGAGUAUUACUGAACAAUUGCUACAACUAGGCGUUGAUCUCUCGCCAAAUGUCGAGCCACUCACGCUGACGCCGUCGAAUCCAUCGUCGGUUGUGACGUCCGCGGUAACAACGCCUACAGCUGGUGUUGUUCCGCCCUUUCCCAAUGCCGCCCAUGGGCACUCGACACAGCCCCCACCGCUCAAUCUUAAUAACGCCCUUAACCUCAGCAGUAUCAAUACCCCGCCGCCAGCAACCGCCUCGUAGGCUUAAUUAUAACAACGGCACUAAUUAUUCGAAAAUAUGAUGAUAACAAAAUUUCCAUCCGAUACUUAAGUGCAUAGUGUUUUUUUCUACAGGGAUGGCUUGCUAAUGUCUAUGAAGGCACACCAGCCAGGCGAUUGAGCCAUCAAUCAGUCCUCUAACGAUAUCAACGAAGGCAAUGAAUAAACGGACAACACAAAAACACAACUAAAUACUUUCUCGUAAUAUUUGAUUGUUAUUAUUCGCUUGCAAAAAAAAGAAACACAGAAAACGUGCAAGACUAAGUAUGAGCCGUACGCUAGCAUUUGCUAGCGUAUACACAUCGUUGAUUUGCUGUACAGACAUCUCUGACGAUAACAAAUACAACAGAAAGAAACUGACUUUGCGCCACCAAGUGCUGGUUUGAACUUCCUGCAAUUGCGAAACGACGUAGUUUUAAAUACACGAUCAGGGCCUUAACACUAUUGGUCUGAACCACUUUAUAUGUGAAUAGGCCUUAAAACGGGUAGCCUUGUAGGCGUACGCGCUUACUCAUAAAUGACCUUAAAACAAAAUAGCUAAAUUAUAGCAACUAUUUUCUUUAAAAAAAAAUAUUAAUCGUUCUAAUGAGCGAGGUGAUAUGACAGAGGUGAAAGGGCACGAAUAUAAUGGCGUAAUAUAAAAUACUAGUAAUAACAACAACAACUAAUCCUUCUUAAAUCAGCAGCGUUCAAAAUAUCCCUGAACAGUUCUGUGAUAUUUGUACAUAAAGAAAAACAGAAACACGUAAAAGGUAUCGAACAGGAGCAGUGAAACGGACACGCAGAAGUCAUGCAAUCGGACGCGAUGAGAUGAAUUGUUAAAAUGGUAAAAAAUGGAAGCGAUAAGGAAAGUAAUUAGGCUGAUUUGGAGAUCGGUAAAAUUUUGGAAAGAGGGCCAGCUUUGACGAAGUAACAUUGUGACAAGUGUGACCACUGCAAUGUAUAGCAAUGAAGCCUUGCGACUUUAAUGCGAUACAGGUCGCACUAUUCCACCCUUUCUAUUCGAUGUACUUCUUAAUCACAUGCAGCGAUGCAAUGCAUUGCGGAAAUAGCCGAAGAGUCAAAAUUCGAAGUAAAGAGACUAAGGAAUAAUAAGUACGGGUGCUAAAGAGAUUGGGCGGUUAAGCCGGAGUCACUGAAUCGACGAGGCAGGCAAAAGAAAAACAGUCAUACUGAAUUAUUGAGAUUGCCAUUGCACAACCAAUCCGAGGAUAGAGGAGUCAUCUGAAACAACUGGACCAGAGCAAAGGAGGGCAGUAAAUCAGCUGUUAUCACGACCGGAGAUCGGAUAUAGAUACCGUCGGACAAAGAUGGUCGGAACGAGAUGACAGAAGGUCGCACGUACACACACGCAUUGAUCCCCUUUCGAGUAACAAUAACGAUGACGAUGAUUUCUCCACUACGGUACUAGCUCAUCAAUAUCGUGCGUUGGCGACCGAUUCAAGUCCCCGGUUAUUUGACCACUGUUAUUCUCCUUCACUGCUGGCAACUGUGAUGUUAAAUGAAAAGAUAAGGCCGCACAGGCUGCGCUUAGAUGUAUGGACGUUCAGCCGCUAUACGACUUAUACACAGUAACGAUUAUAAAUGAUGAUAUAUAGAUAUACAUACAGAUAUAUAUAUAUAUAUAUAUAUAUAUAUAUAUAUAUAUAUAUAUAUAUAUAUAUAUACAAUUCCUUCAAAUUACUGAAAUAAUUUCUAUGACAGUGACAACAUUGGUAAGCAACGCUGCUACUAUAACAAUGAAUACUGGUAAGCAAUAGUAGAAUUCCUAGUAAUAAUGCUAACGCACCAAAUAAGAUUCAGUCGAAAGGCGUCUAUUGACAGUUGAACAUGUGUAAUUACGAUUAAUUUUAGCAGGAUCGCGUCCCCGUUAGCUUUGGUGCGAUUUUUUCGUUUAAUUUUUUGCCCAUUUGUUACCGAAAGGCGUGGAUACAAGAAGGUAUCAAUGUUCUUAUUGUUGCUAGCACAGCUACCCCUUCUUGGCACGGUCUUUACUAUAUACACGAUGAUUAUAAACGGCCAUUGGCAGAUACGGUGCGUAGCCAACUGCCGGUGAACAUGACCCGCCCACAAUGAUCAAAGAAUGUUCAUAGGCGAAGCUACUUCACUAUAUAAUGAAGAAUAAUAGUAACAUACAGAGAUGGGAGCCGUAAAUUAUUCCGUUUUACAACAAUAGCAGCAUAUUACUAGUGCAAUAUUUUUCUGCCUGCCCAUAUGGAACAAUGCAGUAUCUAACCCUGCAUGCCAAUAUACGUAGCCGAUUAAAAACAAUUAUUACGGCACCCGUAACAUCGAAAACGACAAACAGCUUGAGUGAUCAAUGAAUCGCUGAGGGCAUCGAAACGCGAACCGACGAAGAGGUCCCCGACCUCGCCCCACUCCGAUCCAAACAGCAAGGUGCUAAUUAUAUAACAAUCACAACAAAAAACGGCAACAAGUAAGAACAACACUUCGCACGUUAGCCAUACCUCAUGGCUGUUUAAACAAAGUCGAUGUCCAUAGAGGGACGAUUACUGUGUACCAAUCCCCAGACGUCCGAGACACUGGACCAGUUGCCGUACAACAACAAUUACCUGCAGUCGACCUGAACAGAGUUUACGUCCAAAAGAAUCAGAGUACAUUUAAUAAUUACACACUCCAUUCGAAUUUCUAGAGAAAAAUCUUUUGCACAAUUUGUAAUUGGACUAAUCACCGCCAUAAAAAGAAAACUAAUACCAUCGCUCGAGAUCUGCUUGGAAUCGCGGGCUUUCGGUAAACCUUACAAUAAUGAGUUUGCUAUUAUGACUAUCCAAUUCUGUAAAAUACCACGAAAAUUAUAUAUACAUAUAUAAACGUAAGACUGGUUAAACAGAAAUUAUGAACGGACAGACGUGCCGAAUACCUUAACCUGAUAAAAUCAAGGCCAUGAAAUAAAUGUUUAAGUGCUAGCAGACGGAGCGGACGCUAAAAAAUAAAGAUAAAAGUAACGUGUGCAAGGCAGAAUGUGCGCGACAUAGGUAAAUGGGUCUUAUGAAGGCUGUAAUGCAAGCGGUCAAGCAACUUUGCCUAAAAAGUCGCCUAUUUAAGCUGGGUUCCCAUUGAUCCGCCUUAAUUCAAUGAUGUUCUCUUGUUUGGUCGACGUCUGUGUGACUUGUGGGAUUCUGAGGUCGCGAUUAGCGGUUAUUUGUAGAAGGUAGAAAGUGAAAUUAAUACGGUAAGCAAAAAAACCAACAUGACGUCCAUAUUUCGUCGUCCCAUAUUGUCGUCCAUAAAUGGAGUGUGUACUAGGCGAGCAGUUAUUAUGAAUAUGAUUAUAAUAACAUUCACACGCAUCGUUUAAUAUAUAUAUAUACAUAUAUCGUCAUUAUGAUGAUAAUAAUCAAAUAAGAUUAUAUAUAAACUAUGCCACUAAACUUCUACACAUGCUUACUUACGGCAAUCAUUCGUAAAAGAAUCGUUGAUGUCCCUGAUAGCUGUUUGCCCUCAGUGGGUGGGCAACUUGGACAGCUGUCACUACCAAUCAUUAUUAAAAUCUAUGAACGAUGAUAAGCUAUUGCCAAUGACAUAAUAGCAAUCUAACAGAGUCAGUAAUGUGACGCCGUCCUAAAAACAAAAAAAAAAAAUAGAAUCAAACCGAGUGAAUAUGACUAACGGAUGAGGACCGACUGCGCAUUGCGUUACACAUUGACUGAAACCAAAAGUCUCAUCGCUUGCCGCGCGUCCCAAACGGAUGUGAUUGAGAUCGUGCUGAGAGGCUGUAUGUUUGACUGCGGUGUCUGUUUGCCGCAGUAUAUGGUAGGAUAGAGCAACUCUGUUUAUCUUUGAAUACGAGCGUUUCCAAUGCUAUGCCCUAUGUCGCAGACCCCCACAAUGCCCCUGGAUCCGGUAUCAUGCGAACUCACUUACCCACAAAUUAAUCAUAAACAAUAUAUAUAUAUAUAUAUAGAAUAUGUGUAUCUAUGAGUAUAUGAGGGCGUUCGAAACGCAUCCGCAUUCGAUGAGCUCGUGACUUGUAUUUUUUGUUCCAUGCUUCAGAGUUAUGGGAAAUGAAAAGAAGAAAGACAAGAUACAGACAGAUAACGAGCCAAAGGCUGGCUAUCACGUUCGACUACGAUGCUAUAAACUACCUUUACCAUGAUUCCGAGCCUCUCGUAUGUAUUAUAUUAUGUAUUUAUUAAUAAUAUUCUUUAAAUAGAAAGACGUAGAAGAAAGCGACACCAUAUGACACAGGAGAAAAACAAAGCCAGAUACAUCGCAAUGCUAGCUUCUGAAGGCGAUGAAUUCUAUAAUUCCACAUAUAUGCAUCCCCCCGCUCCGUGUGUACGUAUUCCGGUGUACUUUUCAAGUGUAAGAUACUGUUAUUACCACUAAAUAAUCGUAUAGACGAUCACUUAAAUUUCUGUAACCGGCGUGUUUCUCUAUUCAAGGAUUUGACUUAUAAUUGAUAAUGGUAGUAUUGACAUGUACACUAACCCCUUAGGGUUGUUAGUUGAUCGGGCAUCAUUACCUUUCAUUUCGCGAAAAUUAGGUCAAGCUUUUCGUUUUUCUACUAAACUAGUUACGUAUAACUGUGCAAUGUCUCGGCUAAAAUAGCAACAAUAACAAUAAAACAAAAGAUAUUCAUUGGCUUACUAAUAAGAAACACUAUUUAUUUAAAUGAUGUGUCUGUAUGGUAGAUGAACGACUGGUUUUUUCAAGUUGUACUUCGACAAACGGUUUUAUAUGGGGAGGAAAGACGUCCUCUUAAUCUUCACAGUCUUCAAACAUUCGAUUGGAAUCGAGUCAAAAAAGAAAAUGUAAGGGCCAAAGUAUGGAAAAAAAUCAACAAUAAUUGUAACUCAAAUGAAGAACGAACGAUACCGCUUCAGCCAACAACAACAACAACAACGAUAAUUUUUCUGCUGCACCUAUAAUACCCAACGUAUUGCGUUCAACUUUUGUAGCAACAGCUAUACAUACUGCACGAAAAUGUCAUUUGUUUUUACUUGCUACAAAUUCCUUGUUGUGUUAUCCAAUUUAUUGAAUUUCAAGUUGAAAUGUACGGAUUAUUGCGCACGAUCCUACUGAGACAUCAUAUAUGCGUUUAGUUUUAUAGGUAAGUUGCAACGUAAAACCUGGAAGGUUACUUUGGUCUACUGGUGAAUAUUAGAAUACGGUAUGUGUGACAUAUCUCUAAUGUACCGAUCCCCAGAGAGGGAGCAAACCGUGACUGAAUGUGUUCUAAAGGGCCAGUUUUCUCUAUAGAGGAAACUGAGCAGGAGAACGAAAGUAACAAAAAUCACCAAUUUUGGUCUUGUAGGACAGCAUAAUAGAAGCGAAUGUAUAUUGAUAUAUCAUACUAUUAUGAUUAUAACAAAUAUAAUAACAAAACACUGCGAUAUAAAGACACUUAAUGCAACUAGAAGACAGACGACAAAUAAUGAAGAGUAAACAGACACGAUGAGCAGUCGACGUGAAUUGUGAAAGUUGGGGUAUACCGUGCAAACUGUCCCAUAGGCGUGAAAUAUUUAAGAUGAAAGUAUAAUUUAACGUGCGAAUAAUACCAUCAACAACUAUAAUGGCGAUGGUGGGGAUGAUGGAACUAAUUAUUAGAAUAGAAUUUAUGAUACUAACAAUAACAAAAACAACAGCAAAAACGGGGCAAUAACAAGAAACGCAGAAACAAUGACGGAACAGAACGAGGCCGAUGAGGACAAUAAAGAAUGAUGGAACUUAGAAAGCCUAGUAGAAAUUUUGAUAACAACGGUCUUCAUGGGAAAUACUAUUCUACGUAAUGCUAUAUAUAUAUAUAUAUAUAUAUAUAUAUAUAUAUACAUAUAUAUA
Molecule: messenger RNA, 10128 nt
Organism: Varroa destructor (honeybee mite)
Lineage: Eukaryota; Metazoa; Arthropoda; Arachnida; Mesostigmata; Varroidae
Product: ecotropic viral integration site 5 ortholog-like
Biological process (GO): regulation of GTPase activity
Molecular function (GO): small GTPase binding; GTPase activator activity
Source: RefSeq, a predicted model, not a curated record